Messenger RNA from Saxophila tyrrhenica, 1011 nucleotides. RefSeq lists its product as uncharacterized. The record is from RefSeq and is a predicted model, not a curated record. Lineage: Eukaryota; Fungi; Ascomycota; Dothideomycetes; Mycosphaerellales; Extremaceae. The transcript has a single exon. Bases 1 to 1011 code for a protein of 336 amino acids.
AUGUCGGAAUGUGCUUCAACGCCCAUCGCGUCCAUCUCCAGCGGCGGGGGGCCCAUGGGAAGUAGGCGAGGUCUCACGAUCCCCAUGGUGACGGAGCAAACUGGCCACUUUAGUGAACCAAGAGCGCGCGAAGGAGGUCUCCCCGAACAAAGCGGUUGCGGUCCAAUGAUAUUGCACCUGAAGUUCGAUCGUACCAUCGGCUGCUUGUCUAACAGGGCAAGGGACGUGUUCUGCGAUGUCGUGUACUCUUUCUGGACGAAGCACAGACCUCGAUACGAACCGGCGCCUGCCGGAUUCAGUGUGUUCUAUGCCGGAGAUGACAGCAGCACCAAGCAGAACGCAGGAUCUGGCAGCCGCGCGGACGAACCCGUUCGACUUGUUGACGGGCGUGAUCCCGACUGCCGAAGACGGAAUGAUAUGCUUCUUAUGGCCGUCUUCGAGGACAUGGUCCACGACGGCUGCACCGAACAUGCACGAAAGAUUGACCUCAUCCACCACGAGCGUCAGGAGCGUCACGAGCACCACGACACGCCACGACCGGGGAGAGGGACUUGUCUUGGACCGCGGGAAUGUGGAAUCACGGCAUUACGGCUGGAUUUCUACUGCAUGAUCGAGUGUCCGUGCAGGAUGGACGGAAAACGCUUUCUCAGACGGGUCUACUCGUUUCUGACGGAGCACAGGCCUCAGGGCGGCUUCACGGGAGACGGCGUCCACGUAAAGUACACGGUGGACGAUGCGGGUGACGUGGACACGGCAGGACGCUGUAGCCAGUUCUUGAACAUCGUUUAUCCCGAAGCCGCCGACGAGAAUUCUAAGAGUCGCGAUCGAGAGGUACUCACCAGAGCGUACCAGACACUUGUAGAGCGGGGUUACGGCUGGAAGAGACAAGAAGUUCGCCUCGUUCCCAAGUACCGCAGCAGGGACACGAUCGCACGGGACUUGCGGUCGCCGACGACGACGACGAUCGACGGCGGGGAGCGCGAAGGCACGGGCGGAGACGGGGAGCACUAA